Durio zibethinus is the source of this 981-nucleotide messenger RNA. Its product is annotated as secondary thiamine-phosphate synthase enzyme. The record is from RefSeq and is a predicted model, not a curated record. Lineage: Eukaryota; Viridiplantae; Streptophyta; Magnoliopsida; Malvales; Malvaceae.
GGGUCUGGGUCUGGGCCUGGGCUGUUCAGCACAAUAACUAGUAUGUUAGAAGUUAGGACUUUUAGAACCAUUGAGAGAAGAUGUUGAUGCAAAGCUCAGCGAUAUUUUCAACAAAGCCAGCGUGGGCUCCCACUCCCCGCGGGGUAAAAUCACUGUACGGCACAUCCUCGGACGAUUCCAAUUCCAUGGCUGCUACCGUCCCCGGCCCCAAGUGGGCUCAGAAGACCAUAACUCUUCCUCCUCACCACCGAGGCUGCCAUCUCGUUACCUCUCAGAUAUUGAACCAAAUUAGACCAGAUUUAUCAGAAUUCAAGUGUGGCCUUGCUCAUCUCUUCCUGCAACAUACAAGCGCUUCUCUUACUAUCAAUGAGAAUUAUGACUCGGAUGUUCGUGACGACACCGAGACAUUCCUCAACAAAAUAGUUCCAGAGGGAAGAUCUGCGCCUUGGAAGCAUACGCUUGAAGGCCCUGAUGACAUGCCAGCCCAUAUCAAAUCAUCAAUGUUUGGCUGCGCGCUCACGAUUCCUAUUACAGAUGGACAGCUUAACAUGGGAACUUGGCAGGGAAUUUGGCUUUGUGAACACCGCAAUGCUCCAACAGCUCGUAGAGUAGUGGUGACCCUCAAUGGGAUUGGCAUCUGAGGUCCUUAAUAUGGAGAUACUCCGUCUCCUUGAUCUGUGGAUUUUGGCUUUGUGAACACCGGGAUGCUCCAACAGUUGGUAAUGUGUUGUUGAUCCUCAAUGGCAUCUGAGGUCCUAAAUAUGGAGAUACUCUUUUUCCUUGAUCUGUGUAACAGUAUUCUACUUAAAGUUGGUUUCAUAAUGAGAUCUGUUUUAUUUGUUGAUGGGAUGUUAGUAUGGCUGUGUAUUCCAGUUUUUAUUCAGGAUUUGGUUCCUGUGGUUUACGAAUAUUAGUUGAAUUCUAUAAAUUGGAAGUGUUUUUUUGUCGAAUGACCAUUGACAGUAAGAUGCUAUACAUCGG